AUGAUUAGUUCAAAAUUCGAAAUGCCAUCUCCACCAAAGCCACUAUCCUUCGAAAUGCCUAAACCACCAGUUCUUCAGCCAAAUAUUGCUGCUCUUCUUCAGAAAACUAAUCCAGGAAAUAAGGAGCAAGGUCGAAAUGUGCCGUUCAAUCAACCAGUACCACCUGUUUUGAACCCUACCGUCAACACAGUGAAUCCAUUCGCCCCAAGACCAAAAUCAGUAUCACCUAAUCCUUCGAAAGAGGAGAUACCCGUGGCAUCUGCAACAAAAUAUAUGAAACCGAAAUCCCCAAUUCCACCCGAGAACUCUGACCAAGAACAAAAUGAAACUAAAAUAGAACCUGCUCUCGAGAAACCAACAACAUUGAAAACGACUGCCCCAACUACAGAAAUCCCAAUUACGCCGAUGGUAGAGGAAACUAAAGAAAUAACCUCUCCGGCAAAGGUAGAAGUGUCCAGUCACGCUGAGAACUCGAAACAAGAUGGAUCAGAAUCAAAUACUGUAUUUACGGAUAGAGUGGACAUGAGCGGAGGUUUAAUGAGCUGGUUGACGAAGACUGUAACCGAAAGUAAACUGUUGAGUGACGUGGCUGAGAAGGCGAAAGCUGGAGUGGAAACUGUCAUGACUACUCUGGAUCCCGGAAUGAAGCCGUUCCUAGCGGAGCAUGGAGUGAUCGAGUUCGCAUUGUUCAACUGUGACGCCGAUAUGCUCACUGUCGCAUCUGACGCAUUCACACGUGCAGGUGCUAUGGCAAUCUGUCGAGGUCUCUCUUUCGAUGAAACUAAUGUGAUUGCCAACUUCAGACCGUUGGUAUCUGGAGAACAGAAAGCUCGAAAACUAUGCGAAGCUAAAAUCGAAGCAGCGCGUAAAACAAAGAAGGCAAAAGAAGAAGCAGCAAUCGUCGUUGUACAACCGUUUCUUUUAGAAAUAUCUGGAAGACACUACUCCACAUGUAAAGUAAUGCUGCACCAUUCCUCUAUUUAUUUCGACGCUAUAUCACAACUUCUAGAAGUACCAGAAUCGAUAGUAGAAGCAAUCCAAAGAUUAGCUAAACUAGAAGGUUUACCCGAGGACGAAUUUUCAAGCUCUGUAUCACAAGCUAUCAAAAAUGUUUACAAGACAUCUGUCAGCUCUUGGGAGCCGGGAAGUCUUGCUCCAUAUGACUCCAAAGAGCUUCUGUCUGUUGCCUUCUCAUCUGUUUCGCAACAACUUCUGCGCAACUUGGCUCCAGUUAACUGA
Molecule: messenger RNA, 1239 nt
Organism: Caenorhabditis briggsae
Lineage: Eukaryota; Metazoa; Nematoda; Chromadorea; Rhabditida; Rhabditidae
Exons: 6
Coding region: 1-1239 (412 amino acids)
Biological process (GO): activation of protein kinase A activity
Cellular component (GO): cytoplasm
Molecular function (GO): protein kinase A regulatory subunit binding
Source: RefSeq, a predicted model, not a curated record